Messenger RNA from Danio rerio (zebrafish), 7270 nucleotides. The record is from RefSeq and is a predicted model, not a curated record. NCBI's taxonomy places the organism in Eukaryota, Metazoa, Chordata, Actinopteri, Cypriniformes, Danionidae.
GUUUUGGAUUGAUUAAUUUAUUCUCCGAGUGUUAUUUUCAGUACACACAGUUACAGUACACACAGUCAGUCGCGCGCACUCACGCACGCGCCUCCCGUGCGCAUGCGCAGAUCCCGCCUGCAGCUCGGUCCGUGGCGGCUGCUGCUGUUUCUGUCCGCGGCACCGAGAAUCUCCGUGUUUUUCCGCCGUGAUCUCGCCCGCCGCCGUUUAUGCGACCGCGCCCGAGCUCCGGGGCCGGUCUGCUCGGUCCGCACUCCCGGUAAGGGCUCGUCUGUGCUCGUCCGCGGGCGUUAUGCGCUCAGAUGAGGCCUACAGGCUGAAACCGAGCCGCUCUUCCUCAUCCGCUCCUCCUCCUCCUCCUCACCGUGAUGGCCGAUGAUCAACAACAACCGCCCGGUGCUCCCGGUGCGUCCCUGCAGAGCCCCGAGGCCACGGCGCUGCAGUACAACAAGAUCAAGAAUUCCAUCUGCAAAUCUGUACAAUCAAAAGUGGAGAGUAUAUUGCAAGAUGUGGAGAAGUUUACAGAUAUCGAAAAGCUCUACCUCUACCUUAAGUUGCCUUCUGGUCCCAGUGGUGGCAAUGACAAAAGAACUGAGAAUCAGAGGGGCUCUGCAAGUCCUGCAUUAUGUGACCAGAAUUCCAUGUCGUCCAGUCGGACUCAACAAAUGUACGCGUUUAACUGGAUCCGAAAUCAUCUGGAAGAGCACCCGGAAACCUCACUGCCAAAACAAGAGGUGUACGAUGAAUACAAGAGUUAUUGCGACAAUCUGGGUUACCAUCCUUUAAGCGCAGCUGAUUUUGGAAAGAUCAUGAAAAACGUUUUUCCGAAUAUGAAGGCACGGCGUUUGGGCAUGAGGGGGAAAUCAAAAUACUGCUACAGUGGGCUGAGGAAAAAAGCAUUUGUGCACAUGCCGUCGCUCCCUAACCUGGACUUACACAAAUCAGGGGAUGGGUGUGAAUUGUUGGAGUCGGCAGGACAGUCUCCUAGUGCGGAGGAUGAGAUGCGCUCUGCAGCCUGCGGUCUGGUUUGCGAAUGGGCUCAGAAGGUUUUGAGCCGCCAGUUUGACAGUGUGGAGGAACUGGCACGCUUUCUUCUCAACAGUCAUUAUAUAGGCACUAAGUCCAUGGCAGCUCUUACUGUUAUGACUGGAACCCCAACAGGUAUGAAAACCCCAACGCCAGCUUCUGCUUUUGUGCCAACUGCUGAAGCCAACUCAUUCCAGCCCCAAGUGAAGACCCUUCCUUCACCUUCUGUCGACGCCAAACAGCAGCUGCAGCGGAAGAUCCAGAAGAAACAGCAGGAGCAGAAACUCACUUCUCCAUUGCCCAUGGAUGCCCAGGCCAGAAGGGCAGAGGCGGGUACACCUGUACCUGGAUCCAGCUUGACUUCUUCAAGUCCUGCACUGCUGUCCCCUCAACCAACCAUAGGAAUUGUUGUCGCUGCUGUUCCGAGUCCUAUCACGGUUCAGAGAAACCGUCAACUGAUGACCUCCCCAAGUCCUGUUGGAGCAGCGGAAGGAAAAGUUGUUCCCGUUAACUUCCAGGUCGUGACACAACCUGUUAAGCAGUCCCCGAAAACACCCCAGAAUAUCCCUGCCAGCCCAGUUGGUGACCGGUUGGCCAGACACCGAUAUGCCCAGAUUUUACCUAAACCUUCUGCCACAAGCGCCAUUGCACUCCGUUCGCCCCCAACACUCCUCAUCACCAACAGCCCAAUUAAGACAGUGAUGCCCACGUCCCAUGUAAGUUCUGUAAAUGUGGUCAAGAUGACUGCAAUAUCACUUGCACCUAAUAGCAGUAGUACUACUACCCCGUUACGACCUGCCUCAACCGGAAUCAGUAGUACAGCCUCCCUGGAAGAAUCUAACCAAGCUCAGAAUGGGGCGUCUGUCAUGUCAUCUGGACUUGGGAAAGCUGGGCGUCUUUCUUCAAACCCAACCAUAUCAGCACCCACCGCUACCAGUGAGGUGAAAGUAACAUUUGAAGCUGUGAAUGACUCGGCUACCGCUGCUGAUAAACAAAGCACUGCAUCAGGGGCAAGUACAGGACUAAAGAACGAAAGAGCCACUAAAUUCAGGGCUUCCAGUGAACCUUCUCUUCUUAUUAAGGCGUCCCCUGUGCCUGAGAGAGUGACAAGGGCCAAGAGUGACUCUACAGCCCCUUCAAGUACAAUCAUGGGGGCUCUUGCCCCAAGCAGCAAUAAUAACAACAACGAUCAACAGGAAAGUACUUUGUAUUUAACUGUUACUAGCCAGAAUGUAGACGCCGAAUUGUCAUCCAUUUGUGCGGUGGCAACUGCAAGCACUUCUAAAGAUGCUGUGCUUGGUUCAAAAAGCCCUCGAAAACGCUCUGCAUCUGUUUUGGAAACCCAUACAAUCCCAGUUAAAAGAGUAUUCAUUUCCCAGCAGCCAUUGGAUGUUAGCAGUAAUGCCAAGCCUGGUCUUGUAAUAGCAGCUAAAAGGAUCCAGAGACCUGGCACCCCGGCAAGACCAGAGAGCGCUCCAUGCAAAGUCACACUUAAACAUAGUAGCUCUCUUCCGACUCAAAUCUUGGCUCUCUCUGACACUCCCAUUGGAGUUCUGGACACCUCUCAGACUGUUAAUGCUCAGAGCACUACGCAGAUGGAGAAUGACGUUGCUGAUAUUAGCUCGGACGAAAUGGCUUCUGGUAAUAGCACAGUUUUACUCCAGCAAAUCCCAAGCCACCAACAAAUAAGCAGUGCCGUUUCUCAGGAGGUAUCUGCGGUAAGCGAGCUGAAGAGCUCACUGCAGGACUACUCGCAACAGAUUCAAGCAGAACACAAGCAGAUUGCAGCUAACCCAUUGCCAAUGAUGACCCAAGCAUCUGAGACCUCCAGUCAGCUCACCCUUCAGCAGGACAUUGUUGAUUUUGCAGGAUCCCAAGCUAGCAUUGACUAUUUCCCCUUCAAUGAUGAUGAUAUGACCCAGGAUAGUAUUGUUGAAGAGCUUGUACAGAUGGAGGAACAGAUGAAGUUGAAUAGCAGCUUGCAGUCCUACCUAAAUUGUGUGGAUAUAUCCAUACAAGGUCAAGCCACAGUUGGCCAAGGAGCGAUUCUGUCACCCCAUCAGACAAAUACACAGUUCUAUCAUUCCUCUCACAGUAGCACCACGCCAGUCCACACACCAACUCCGACACCUACACCAACACCUACUCCUACUCCAACUCCUACCUCCGAAAUUCUACCAGGGGGUCAUAGCUUGACCAGAGAAAGCCCUUGUUCCCGAAUGGCAACUGUUACACCAGUGGACAGCAUCUUAGGUGGGCGCCAUACACCUAUCAGCACUCCACUGUCAAACUGCAGCAGCAGCGUUCCUCCAAGCCCCAUUGAAUGUCGCAAUCCAUUUGCAUUUACCCCUAUCAACUCCAGUAUAACUGGCUAUCAUGAUGGUAGCGUUGUAUCCAGCAGUCCAGUGAAACCCAUGCAGAGGCCAAUGGCCACCCACCCAGAUAAAGCCAAGCUGGAGUGGAUUAACAACAGGUACAACAGCACUGCAGGGUCUCCUGUUAUCUCCACCAACUCCACUAUUGGCAUUCUGCCCAGUUACCAAGACCUGGUCGAGGACCACUUUCGCAAACCACACGCCUUUGCCAUUCCAGGCCAAACCCUCCAGUCUCAGUCAAGGCAUCAGGAUGGAAACUUGGGAAGGCUAGCAACUGUUUCUCCCGUGCAACAAGGACAGCAAACCACCCUUAGUAGCAAGCAGGAAAGUUUUGCAGUCCCAGCUCCAUUAGACAAUAAAGGGGCAGGAAGCACAACUGCAUCUGGAGGUGGAACAUUCCGGUGUCGCAGCGUUAGCCCGGCAGUUCGCCAGCGCAACCUUAGUGGCACCACUGCACAAACAGUCACCACCGCCCCACGGUCUGUUGUUUCUCCCUUUAACUGCCCCCUGACAUCUGAGGUCCUGAAUAUUCUGUCCAACAGCCAGUCUGUGGUCAGUGCCAGCAGCUUGGCCCAGAGGAGUCAAUCGGUGCCACUAAACAUCAUGAUGCAGUCUGAACUGCUGCCCGUCAGUCACCAGGCACAGCAAAGCAAUAGUGCCAAGAUCACCACCGUGCUCCUCAGCAAAAUGGACACCGAUGGAGACGAUGCAGUACGAGGGCUUGGUGUAAAUAACCUGCCGGCCAACUACACAGCGCGGAUGAACUUAACCCAGAUCUUGGAAACAACACAAGGCUUUCCUGUAGGCCCAAAUUCUCAAAACCAGCAGCUCCCUCUGGACUCGAGCCCUUCGCCUUUUGACUUCCAGAAGACAGGUUACCUCAUGAGCACGGGGGAAGAGCAAGUCGCCUACUCCAGUGGUGAGACCCAAGCACAAUCAGGCCCAGGACUGCAACCAACAGAAGAGCAGCUUGAGCUCCAAGAACCACAGCUAGAGCUGCAAGAUCAACAGCUGCAACUCCAGAAUCAACAACUGCAGCUUCCAGAUCAGCAGUUGCAACUGCAGGAGCAACAGCUGCAACUCCAGAGUCAACAACUGCAGCUUCCAGAUCAGCAAUUACAACUGCAGGAGCAAGAGCUGCAUCUUCAAGACCAACAAUUGCAACUACAGGACCAGCAGUUGCAGUUGUCGGACCAACAACAGUUACAAAAUGAUCCCCAGCAGCACUUGUUGUCCCAGACCUCACAACAGGUUGUGGAUCAGGAGCAGCAGGAGCAACUGGACUUCAACACUACUGUCAAGGAUCUUCUGGGGGAGGACAGCCUCAAUCCCAGCUCGCAACUGGUCGGACAGGUGGCUUCAGAACUCAGUGCUGUCGCCUCUGACUUUUCUAGCGAUAUCCGCUUAACUUCAGACCUUACUAGUAGCAUUAACGACCUGAACACUUUGGACCCCAACUUGCUGUUUGACCCCAGUCAACAGCAGGACCAAUAUGAAGACGCCACACUGGAAGAACUUAAGAACGAUCCUCUGUUUCAGCAGAUUUGCAGCGAUACUGUGAACUCUGCUGGUUUUGAUUGGCUGGAGAAUAAAGACCAGCCAACAGUGGAAAUGUUGGGAUAAUAUUAAUUCCUGAUCCUUUUACUGUCGAUGUUUCUGUCGUCGUUGUUGGUAAUAUUUAUGGUUUCCGUUCAAUGUUUCUUUUUUUUUUUUGUAUUGCGAUGUUUUGUGUAUCCUAAAAUAUUGAAUGACGUGUCUGUUCAGCAAAAAUCUGGACGCUUUGGACUGUCCAGUGUGAAGUGCCAGUCUGAGGCUGAAUUUUUUACAGUCGUUUUACUUGUAUUCUUGUCGUAUGAUUUCAGAGAUCAUUCCAGUCAUUUCUCCCCAUGUAGUGGUAGAUGGUCGAAUAUUUCUUCGGGUUCCAACUGGUAGACAAGUACAUCAUCUGGUGCACAAGCUUAGCUUGAUUUAACAUUUUUCCACUAGAAUCAUAGUGGACCUGCAUGCAUAUUUUGCUCCUGUAUUUCAACAAAAUGCAAUAUUCCAAGUGACAAAUCAUUGACUCUGAGGAAACACCUUUUCAAGUAUCUUUGGAAUUUCGAGUUUGGUAGGAGUGUACCCAAAUAUCGGCAAAGCUGAAAUAUCGCAUUUACAUAUCCUAAACCAGUCAGUUCAAUGAACUGCGGAGAUUUUAGGUGCUACUUGGUGCUGAAUCGCAUUUACAUCAGCUGUCAUUUGUUUUGUCAAAGUGAUUUCGGGGAAAAAGCUAUUUAAGGCCAUAAUACUCGUACUGUUAAAUCCAAACUAUUGGGGAGGGAUGAGAUCUUUGCUAUCAAUUUUUUUGGGGCGGAGAGGGCUGAAGCGAAGACUCGUCUGCCUUAUUUCCAGAGUCUAAGGCCUUAUUUUCCACCUCAUACAAGGCUUCAAGAAUUUCUUAAAAGGUCAAACUUGGUGCACUUAAAAAAACAAUGUUUUUGUUGCGAUUAAGCCACUUUGUAGGUUUCCGCACCUUGUUUAGCGCAUCAUUUCAAACCGAUAGUCGCAAUGGUAUGGUGAUGGCUAGAUAUAUAUAUAUCUAUAAAUAUAUAAACAACAACCUGUGUAGUUUCUCCGGCCUUAACUCCAUACCAAAGAGAAGCUGUCGAAGAACAAAAGAUGCGGUUUCCAUCUGAAAGGGAUUUUUUUAGGGACGCCACAGUGUUCGUUUUCAUUUUGUUAGGCAAGUAGUAGUAUUUGUGUAAAUUGUGUAUACGGCGGAUGUACAGGUGGAUGGGGGGAGCAUGUUGUACAAGUUCAAGGUAGUGCGACAUUUGUACAAAGGACAUAGUGGUCAUCAUGAGAUUUCCAUUUUAUCGAGACGCUAACGGUAGGUAGAUUCGAGUGCCCUUAAGAAAACAUUGAAGAAAACGCCAGCACGAUAUUUCGCUUGUUCCGUUUCUGGCUUUCCGUGAUGUGCUAGUAAGUAAACGCUGUCUGUUGGAUCUGUAGCUUGCUAAUGUACCAUUUUUCUUAGGUUCUGCGUUCGCAGAUGUGACGUGUACAUGGAGAGAGGAUAACAUAGCAUGGAUGUAUGGAGAAAUUAGAUAACGAAUUUUUAGCUAGAUGUUGUGUGCAGAGACGAAUCAGAGGAGCAGAAGACACUGGAAACGGUUUGACAUUCAGACACAAACGUUCAUCGUAUUGCACUAAAAAGUUUGUUUGUGUUAUUUUAGGAAACAAUUGGUGCCCACGUUACUAAAGACAAUAAAUGGGGAAUUAUUAUUCGCGCUAGGAAACGAUUGCCUUGUGUAGCAAUGAGCUCUAAUCUCAAUGAGAUCCGCGUUGUACGACUUCUCGUACCUGAGAAGAAAAUAUGAACCUAUGAGAUUGAAAACAAGCCGACAUGCUUCACCGUGUUGAAAUCGACUGUAUGUGCGCAUGUAUCUAUGGUAGUAUUCGUUGUGACACUCCUUUAGCCAAUCCGAGCGGGACGAGAAGUAGUUCUUCAAAAGCUAUAUGCAUUUUAAGAUGUUUACUAAGUUAAGUGUUUCUGUUGAUGAAUGUUUCUUUCUUUUUUGAUAUAAAUAUAAAUAUAUAUGAGAAAACGCCUAUGUGAAGAAAGCUGUACAUAUUUUUUAUGUUAUGAAGGCACUGAUCAAUUCUGUUUUUUUAAUUUCCAGUCCUCUUUUGAUACGCAGGGAUGGCGGUGGUCUGUAGGUUUGAGCCUCUGAUGUGCUGUUUAUCUGCUCCAUGUGGACAGUAGCUUGUUAAUAUUGCAAAAGCGUUUCAGCGAUGUUUCGUUCUUUUCUUUUUGUUUUUCCAAUGGAAAGUACUCGCAGGUGAGAUUUUUUAAGUGGUUUUAAAAGCCAAUAAACAUUUUUUAAACAACA